This is a messenger RNA of Pezoporus flaviventris, 952 nucleotides long. Its product is annotated as protein FosB-like. Lineage: Eukaryota; Metazoa; Chordata; Aves; Psittaciformes; Psittacidae. The coding region runs from base 71 to 952 and encodes 293 amino acids. The record is from RefSeq and is a predicted model, not a curated record. Gene Ontology annotation, cellular component: nucleus. Gene Ontology annotation, molecular function: RNA polymerase II cis-regulatory region sequence-specific DNA binding; DNA-binding transcription factor activity, RNA polymerase II-specific. The transcript is spliced from 4 exons. Gene Ontology annotation, biological process: regulation of transcription by RNA polymerase II.
GGUGCCCGGGAUGCCGGUAGCGUGACCCGCAGCCUUGGCGCGGCGGGGCGGCCCCCGCGGCCCCGGGGCCAUGUACCAGGGCUUCCCCGGGGACUACGACUCGGGCUCCCGGUGCAGCUCCUCCCCCUCGGCCGAGUCCCAGUACCUCUCCUCGGUCGAUUCCUUCGGCAGCCCCGCGGCGGCGGCGGCGGCGGCGGCGGCGGCUCAGGAGUGCGGCGCACUGGGGGACAUGCCCGGCUCCUUUGUGCCCACGGUGACGGCCAUCACCACCAGCCAGGACCUGCAGUGGCUGGUGCAACCCACCCUCAUCUCCUCGGUGGCCCAGUCACAGCCCCCCGGGGCUCCCAUGGCGCAUCCCCCCCCCCUCGAUCCCUAUGACCUGCCAGGACCCAGCUACUCCACGCCAGGCAUGGGCAGCUUCAGCGCAGCACCGGCACCACCGGCACGGCCCAGCCGCGUGCGGCCCCGGCGCAGCCGCGAGGAGACGUUGACGCCAGAGGAGGAGGAGAAGCGCCGGGUGCGCCGGGAGAGGAACAAGUUGGCGGCAGCCAAGUGCCGGAACCGGCGCCGGGAGCUGACAGAUCGGCUGCAGGCGGAGACGGACCAGCUGGAGGAGGAGAAGGCGGAGCUGGAGUCGGAGAUCGCGGAGCUGCGCAAGGAGAAGGAGCGGCUGGAGCUGGUGCUGGCCGCGCACGCUCCCGCCUGCAAGCUGCCCUUCGGGGCCGCCGAGGUGAGCGCCCCCCGCAAGGAGGAGCCGGCGCCCGGCGCCCGGGGGGGCCCCUUCCCCGCCUGCUGCUGCUUCGCGCCGCCCCCGCCGCUUAACCCCAACCCCGCGUCUCCGUUUGUGUUCACCCACCCAGAGGGAGCCUCCUGCGGAGCCUCGCAUCAGCGGAGCAGCGGCAGCGACCAAUCCUCGGACUCCCUGAGCUCCCCCUCGCUCCUCGCGUUGUGA